Molecule: messenger RNA, 1284 nt
Organism: Plasmodium gonderi
Lineage: Eukaryota; Apicomplexa; Aconoidasida; Haemosporida; Plasmodiidae
Product: variable surface protein
Exons: 3
Coding region: 1-1284 (427 amino acids)
Source: RefSeq, a predicted model, not a curated record
AUGAAAGGAAAAAAUGAAUUUAUAAUAUCUAUUAAAAUUAUUCGCAUAUUAUCUAAAUAUUUUUUUAACACAUUCAAUGCUGAUAAUACUUAUAUUACAAGAACAGAGCGUUUACUGGCUAAAAAUAUAUUCCAAAGAAAAUAUGAACGAGAAGAUUUAAAAGUUAAUUUAAAACUUUUUAACCCAAAAUAUACUAUAAACAAUGGUUCGCAUAAAAUAGCCUCUAUAUACAAAGAUAUGAAAUUGCUGGAUGAAUGUAUUGAAGAAUUAUUAUUAGAUAUACCUGAAAAAUUAGAUAAACAUGUAGUAAAAGAAAAAAUAACGAAUAAAACGUUAGAAAGAGUCAUAUUUAAAGAUUACCCUAAAUUGCAUGUUAUUCCAUUAAGUAGAAGAAUUGCUAAUAUAUUGUAUGAUUAUACUGGGAAAAAAAUACAUGAGAUUGCUGUUCAUUCUAUACAUUAUUCUUUAGUUAUUAUUUUAACACAUAAAUGCAAUUCAAAUAUAUACGGUAAAUAUAUAGAGUUAAAUAAUGUAGCAUUUCUUACUAUAGUUGUUAUAUGUUUAUCACAAAUAUUAUAUAAUAUUGGAAAAUUUGAUUUUUUAAAAAAAUAUGAGACUCCUGAAAUGAGAGAAAAAGAAUUAGCCAAGGAAAAAAAAAGGGAAAUUAAAAAAAAGAGAGAACAGGAUGUAUUAAAAUAUAAAGAAAUAGAAAAAAAUGGAAUAGACGAUUUGGACACUUACAUGAGGUACUAUAAGCAAAGAUAUUAUAGUAGGAAAGGAUUAGGAAGAUUUGACAGCUACUGUGAAAAAUAUAUAUUCGAUAAGAUUGAUAAAAUAGAUAAAAUAGCUGAAAGUAGUAAUAAUGAAAAUAGAAGACUGAAAAAAAAAAUUUGUAUGAGUUAUGGACUCUAUGGUACAAUUUUUUGUCUAUUUCAAUUAUCUGGAUUAAUUUAUCCUUUAAUAAGUAAGAUAGACUCUACAGGAAGUCCAAGUACAAAUAUUAUUUCUGCUUUAUUUAGAACAUUUGGUGAUUGGCUUAUUAUGGAUGUAAUUUAUGAUUAUCAAUUUUAUGCCACAUUUAUAAUAAUAUUAUCAAUUUUAAUUUUGGUACCCAUUAUUUAUAUAAUGAUAAAAGUUGUAAAAAAUGAACGUUUAAGAGCAAGGAAAUGUAAAAUGAAUUUUAAGGAAUAUUGUGCCUUUUGCAAAGAAGGUUUAGAAUUUAAUAUAUACCUUAAUGUUAUUAUAUUUAUAUAUUUUAUAUUAGGAUUUGUUCUAUAUCUUUAA